ACCUCAACACCAACAUUUGGCAAGUGAACCCAGUUAGUUGCACUGCAACUCAGUGACUUGUUCCUCAGUUUCUGAUAACCCUUUUCACAAUGUUGUCCUCAUACUUCAACUUCCCCGUCAUGUCGGACACACGUCCAGAUGACCACUCCCUCCCUGCCUUCAUGGUCUCAACCACACGCGGCUUCCUUCCCCGCCAAGAACCUAUUGUUGAGUUGCCAAAGGAGUUCGCCCCUCUUGAGUCCUUGUUGCAGCGCAUGCCCAUCAAGACACUCUCAGGAGAGCCAGGCCUGCUGGCCAACUUCACCUUUGGCGACACCUUGCUCAAGGAACUUCCUGACCUUACUCCUGAAGUAGAAAAGUAUAGCCAUGACUUGGUCGUCAUGAACGCACUAUACCGCGACUACUCUUUCUUAGCUUCAGCAUAUCUCUUUGAGCCUUGCCAUGAGAGGCACGUAAAGGGAGAGGAGUAUGGACCUGGAAGACAGUCGUUGCCACGAUGCAUUGCGCUACCUAUUGUCAAGGUUGCUAAGAUUGCCGGUUUCAAGCCCUUUAUGGAGUAUGCUGGCUCAUACGCACUUUUCAACUAUCGCCUCGAAGAUCCCUCAAAAGGUCUUGAGUACGACAACCUUCGGUUGAUCCGAGCCUUUGAACAUGGUCUUGACCCAUCUUCUUCCGAGGCAGGCUUCGUUCUUGUCCACAUUGCCAUGGUCAAGGAGUCCGGCGCACUGAUUGAGGGUGCUUCUGAGAUGUUGGAGAGUUGUUCUUCCCAAGACCGAGAGCGCUUCAACGAUGGCCUGCGUACGUUGGUCGGUGGCUUGAGGAAUGUCAACGGUGUAAUGAACACCAUGUGGAAUCGCAGCAAGCCCCAAGGCUAUACCAACUUCCGAACGUUCAUCUUCGGUAUCACGUCGCAGUCCAUGUUCCCAAAUGGAGUCAUCUACGAAGGUGUGAGCGAGGAGCCUAUGUCGUUCCGUGGUGAAUCUGGAGCCAACGACAGCAUGAUUCCAAUGUGCGACAACUUGUUGCAGGUCCAGAUGCCCGAAACACCCCUCACAGACAUUCUUAAGGACUUCCGUCAGUACCGCCCGGGUAACCACCGCGAGUUCCUUGAGGCUGUCCGUGACUGCGCACAACAGGCGGGUGUGCGAGAGUUUGCCAAAGGCGACUCCGUCUCUGCGGCGCUUUAUCUCCAGGCUCUUGACCAAGUUCGCGACUUUCGUUGGCGGCAUUGGUGCUUCACGCGCGAGUACAUCCUCAAGCACACAUCGCACCCAACUGCGACUGGUGGCAGCCCAAUCGUAACCUGGCUUCCAAACCAACUGACUGCUGUUCUUAUGCAAAUGGCAGACACGUACGAGUACUGCAAGUCAGUCAACGGGGUGAGCGAUAUUAUGGAAACAGCCAACGUGCAGCGCGAGACACUGCGCAAGGAGGUGGCCAAGUACUGCGGCGAGCGCGGUGUGGCUGCGUCAUGAUAAUGAGACUGAUGUGUUGGCGCACGGUGAAGUUGCGGUGUCUUUUGCAUGAAGAUUGUGGGAGAAUGAAGUUUGUACAACAGCGACCAUCUCAUAUCUAGGUCUAGAUAGUAUACAAACGUGACUUGUUCAUGGACA
Molecule: messenger RNA, 1613 nt
Organism: Pyrenophora tritici-repentis Pt-1C-BFP
Lineage: Eukaryota; Fungi; Ascomycota; Dothideomycetes; Pleosporales; Pleosporaceae
Product: indoleamine 2,3-dioxygenase family protein
Molecular function (GO): metal ion binding; heme binding
Source: RefSeq, a predicted model, not a curated record